UUGCGACGGAGUUCGAUCGACCUCCCACCACAAGCUCUCCCGAUCUCCAAGAGCCGGGAAACCCUAGCAAUGGCGAUCGCCGCCCUGCGUCGGAUCCCUGUCCACCUCGCUCGAUCCGAUCCCUUCAUCUAUCUCCGGCCCCUUGCGCGCCCCUGCUCCUCUUCAUCUUCCGCUGCCAUCGCUCCCUCCUCCUCCGGUUCCAAGAAGGUCGCCGACCGGAUCGUCAAACUGCACGCCGUCGAUCCCGAAGGAAGCAAGCGUGAAGUGGUCGGACUCUCCGGUCAGACGCUUCUCCGCGCUCUGAUCAACGCCGGCCUCAUCGACCCCGCGUCCCACCGCUUGGAGGAGAUCGACGCCUGCUCCGCGGAGUGCGAGGUCCACAUCGCGCAGCAGUGGCUCGACAAGCUUCCGUCGGCGUCCUACGACGAGCGUUACGUUCUCACCAGGGCCUCCAGGGACCGCAUCCUCAACAAGCACGCCAGGCUCGGGUGCCAGGUCGUUCUCCAGCCCGAGCUGCAAGGUGUCUUGAGUUCCCUCUUGAAUGUAUUAUUCAAUAUGCAGAAGAGACUGAUGAAGACAAUGUUCUAAAAAUAUAAAUGGUAUCAAGGAUCACCGUUUCGAGUAAGGGAUCUGUUUUAGUGAUUUGAUCGGAUUGGUAUACUAGUUAAUACCAGUGUUCCAUGUGUUGAUACACCGGUAAGUAUCAACGUUUCAAAGAGGAAGAAAAAGGAGAAGAGGAAGCAUGGGUGGAGGAAGAGGAGGAAGAAGAGAAAGCGGUGGAGAAGAAGAAGAAGCGGCAGAGAAGAGAUGGGAGUCUACCUUGGAAGAAGGAAUGCAGCAACAACGGCGUUGGCAAUGGCAUCAUGAACCAGCAACGACGACAACGGCGGUGGUAGCAAUGUUGGAUGAGACACGAGGGCUCGCAAAUACUUUCUAUUUUAGUUUUUUCCUUUUUUUAAUGCUGAGUUGGAUUGGCUCCACUGCUAUUUUAAGGUUUAUUUUUAUUUUUUUUUUUUUUUGAGUUGGACCAGGCUACCCGAAACAGGGGUGGUCCAUGUCCGGACCAGUAUAUAUUGUCUGUUUUGUACUGUUUCAGGUGGUAUGACAAUCCUUGAAUGGGAUGUUUAAAAAGUAAAAGGGAGUGAAGAGUUUUGUGUGAUCAUACUGUGCCCCUUAUAUGUAUAAGAUAAUUGUAAAGCCAGUUGUGCUUUA
This is a messenger RNA of Musa acuminata AAA Group (dessert banana), 1212 nucleotides long. RefSeq lists its product as uncharacterized. The coding region runs from base 70 to 588 and encodes 172 amino acids. The record is from RefSeq and is a predicted model, not a curated record. Gene Ontology annotation, biological process: P450-containing electron transport chain. Gene Ontology annotation, cellular component: mitochondrion. Gene Ontology annotation, molecular function: 2 iron, 2 sulfur cluster binding. NCBI's taxonomy places the organism in Eukaryota, Viridiplantae, Streptophyta, Magnoliopsida, Zingiberales, Musaceae. The transcript is spliced from 2 exons.